Lichtheimia ornata is the source of this 600-nucleotide messenger RNA. RefSeq lists its product as uncharacterized. The record is from RefSeq and is a predicted model, not a curated record. Lineage: Eukaryota; Fungi; Mucoromycota; Mucoromycetes; Mucorales; Lichtheimiaceae. The coding region runs from base 1 to 600 and encodes 199 amino acids. The transcript has a single exon.
AUGGAACACCGCAACGGCGUCAACGUGACUAUUUACAUGAAGCGUGCUCCAUGGGAUACUCCCAAGGUCAACUUUAACGAAGAUGGAGCGAUGUGUAGCCAACAAGUCAUUAAAUUGGCGGAUGUUUCAAUUCUCGUUAUCUCGUUUUGUCUUGCGUAUCCUGGAGCCAGCCCAUGCAAUCCACUUUACCCCCAGAUCGAAAUGAGAUGUGGGUGCUCUCGAUACAGAUUCAAUAUGGAAGGACUUCAGCAUGGUACAACUAAAUUCAAAUGCUAUCCUUUGCGACAUCAACCGGAUACGGAUAUGCCAAUGCCAUUUUCAAGAUGCGAGUUUAGGAUGCGUGUUCCCGAAGCCAAUGGUCAUAUAAGGUCGUCCAAAUGGAUCGCUCUACCUGAAGAUCACUACUCGCUAAAGCGGAUUGUACUUGAAGGAAAUGUAAUCAAGUUUUAUGCUUGCACGCAUGAUCCUUGCACUGUUUGUUUCGAACGCUGCUUUGGUGAUCACUUGACGCUAAAAUGCAAGCACUAUUUCCACCGGCAUUGUCUUGAACGAUGGUCAAAGGAAACCCCCACAUGUCCCAAUUGCAAAGCACCUCUGUAG